GUAUACAAAACUUGAUCAUAGUCUAUCACCCAGUAGUUACAAACUGUGCCUUGCAUGGCAUUGCAAGCCAACUGCGUUUGGAAGAGAUAUGGACGAAAAAGGUGACAAAAAAAGUCCAAAUAAACUCAAAGCGAAACUCGUCAAGCAAAUAUCAGAUGAAGCUUACUGGGAUUGUAGUGUUUGUACAUACCGAAAUACUUCUGAAGCCUUUAAAUGCGCCAUGUGCGACGUCAGGAAGGGUACUUCAACAAGGAAACCUAGAAUAAAUGCUCAGCUUGUAGCACAACAAGUAGCUCAACAAUAUUCACCUGUUCUACCUCUCAAGAAAACACCAAACAAAAAAAUAAAUAAUAGAAAAAUGAGACCAAGACUCAACAAUGUGGACAGAGACAGUGCACAACAUAUGGCGGUUACUGUCGGCAGUGUUACGGUUAUAAUAACAGAUUAUAAACUUUUAAAACCUGGUAGUUCACCAUCUGGUACUCCUGAAGGAAAUUCACCAGUUUCGGAGGGAAGUUACGACCCUGGUCCAUCGAAUGUGUCACUAGAAUGUAUAGGCAACGGCACAACAGUAGAAGACAGUUCAUGACAUUAGUGACAUUUUUAGGUUUUAGCAUCUUUCAUAAUUUCUAUAAAUAGCUAGCUUUAUGUGAUUAUACAGUGUAUUUUUAAUAUUGUAGCCCAUGACUGUAUCAAAGUGAUACUGCUGUUGAAGACAACGAUAGAAACUCCAGAUCUUGGUCGUAUGCCAGCCAUAAUUAGGUCUAAGAGAAAAUUAGUUCUUCCAAUUCAACGUUAGUUUUACUAAGAAUACUACAGCUAGUGUAUAUUUAAAGAGUCUUGUAUAAUAUUUUGUAACAGAUGCAAAGGUAGUCGUGAAACACCCAUUUUAAACCAGGUUAGGAUAAUUAUUGCAGGGCUGUUGGCCAAUCAUCAUUCAAUACUUCACUAACUCUUUACCAGCUGAUGAAUUUUGGCCAACAAAUGGCCAGGUGUCAACUGACACGUCAGCCAGUCAUAAAGUACAUGAUUACCCAUAUAGUAGGUUUCACAGUAGUUUCUAUUCCUCAAUUUUUCUUUGGAUAAAAGGGACCCUUUAAGAAGCUCUACUCACAUUAAUUUUAGGGGUGUCAUUAACUUUUGAAAAUAGAUCAUGAACUAUAGCCAGAGAGUCCUGGCAGGGUUUUCAUUAAGUUUUCAAACAUGAGAAUAUCAGGAUAGUAUAAGCUGGAGAAUUUUGACCCAUUACCCAAGCAUUCCCUGGGCAUCUCAGACCCUUAAUGAAAACCUUGACAUUACUACCUUAUCAGGAGAUUCUGUCUUUUACUCUUUGUAUUAUAAAAUGACUCAAAUAGGUAUGGAAUGGAUUUCAUUUGGCAUUUUGUAGCUAGCCAUAUACCAUAGCCAUAAUUACCUAUUCAGUUAAAUGUGGAAACUGUCGAGAAACCAGGUCAUGUGUCAUAAAUAAGUACCAAUCACUUCCCUCACGAUAGCCACUCUAUACUAAAUGGGUGCUAGCUCUAUGGCCAGAAAUAACCAGCCACAUCAGACUGAUCAACACAUGCAGGGGCAGAUCCAAGAAUUUUAGAAGGGACUUGACUAUUAUGAAGGUUUUAACAAGAACUCCAUAAAAAAGGGGGUGACUGUUACUAACGAUAUACUGAGAAAUUUGACCAAAAAGUGGGGUGACUAUUCACCCCUGGACCCACCCCUGACAUGGCGCCAAUCAAAAGGACCAGCCUUAUAUAAAGAGGUGUUUACUUGGGCAAGUGUCAAUCCUGACCAGACAUUGUUUGUUAACUGGCCUUUAUUUUGUGCCCUCUAAAUGUUAUGUUAUAUAUGUUAGCAACUGAAGCAAUUUCAAACGUUCUAGAAUUACUAAACAACAAUCUACUAGG
This is a messenger RNA of Actinia tenebrosa (Australian red waratah sea anemone), 1898 nucleotides long. RefSeq names its product YY1-associated factor 2. Gene Ontology annotation, biological process: positive regulation of DNA-templated transcription. NCBI's taxonomy places the organism in Eukaryota, Metazoa, Cnidaria, Anthozoa, Actiniaria, Actiniidae. Gene Ontology annotation, cellular component: nucleus. Gene Ontology annotation, molecular function: transcription coregulator activity; DNA binding. The record is from RefSeq and is a predicted model, not a curated record.